AUGGAAGGUCAUCAGGUCCCGACCACAGUCAAAUCCGAAGGAAACAAGGGCGGAGGGUCUCGUGUCGCCACAGCUUCCGGAGUACCGAGGUAUGGUCAUUUCUGUCGUUUUCGAGGAGUUUUUUCCCAUGCGUUGAGUUCGUAAUGGAAUUGUCUAUGAUACGGCUUCGGUAGUAUAAAUUUCAAGGAAGAAAUCUCUGUAGUUCUUUUUGUAAAUUUUUUUGUGGAACAAAGGGAUUUUUUUCUAUAAAUUACAAGUAUUUUGGAUUACUCUACAUGGAAAUAAAAAUCUUAUUUAUGUAAAUUAUCUUGAAAAAAAGAGAAGAAAUUGUAGAAAUGGCAAAAAAAUGGCUGGGCGCUGAGAGGAAUCGAACCCUUGACCUUUAAAUUAUAAAUUAUAACUUUCUACUACUUAACCACGAUACAAAACUCCGUCUUGGUUAUUUUAUUAUUCAAUCCCGACUUUAUCAGAUCCUAGAGCCGUUAGAAGGCGCUGAAUCAUUUUUUUUUUCACAAAGUUUCCAUUUUUUUUUAUCCUUUGCUUAAUUUCAAGCAUAAAAUAACGUGAUAUACCACGAACUCUGCUGAUUUCAUGAAAUAACAUCAAAAUUGUCUCUUUUCCGUCUCAAACACAAGUGUUUGGGUUUCUCACCGUACUUCAAUAUUUCGCCAAACUUUUGAUCGGCUUCGGAUUCUCUUAAACUUUUCUUUUGAACUCUAUAUCUCUCAUUCUCUGAAACUUCGAUUCCCCUCUGCGCUGGGCUAUUUAUGCCAUUCUUCGAACUUUAUUUGAAGCUCAAACUCUGAAAAAGAUACUGAAAGGAAAUCAAGUCAAUAGUUUAGCGCAGUGCCUAGUGAGCUUGUCUCACAAUACAAUGGUGAAUGGCUCGGUUUCCAUCGGUGUUUGAUCGUUUUUGCCAUUUUCCUCGUCUUUCCCCUCAAAAAUACUUUUUCAGAAUGGUUUUCGCGGAAAUAGUCGGAACUCUUUCGUUCCUCCAACCGCAGGCCGAUGACGAUAUUUCUGAUCGCCUUCAUUACUAUUACACGACGACUUUUCUACUUUUAACAGCUGUAAUUCAAUAAUUUUCCUUUUAUAAAUUAUCUAAAAUAGGUUUUAAUAUCGUUGAAAAUGUUUGGCGGUCGGCCAAUCGAAUGUUGGCUUCCAGCCGAGUACAAAAGCAGCUGGGAGGAUUAUACAGGUAAUCUCAAAUAACUCACUAAUCAACUAAUCAAACACCUUCAGAAAUGUACUGUUGGGCGCGGAAUACCUACUUCGCGGCUUUCGACGAUGAAUUACCGGAAGUUAGCCGGCGCGAGAAUACGAUGGUGAGUUAGCGCAGUCGGUAGCGUUCUAGCUCCCAACUCCAAAGGUCGCUGGUUCGAGCCCAUCCACGUUUUUUGUAGGUCUCCUACUAUCAAUGGGUCCCUUUUUUCCUCGUUGUCGUCGCUUUUAUGUUCUAUUCACCGUGUCUUUUAUGGAGGCUACUUUAUGAUAAAUCUGGUUGGUUUUUUUGAUUUUUUUCUGAAAAAAAUAUAUUUUUUUAGGAAUUCGGUUGAAAGAUAUCAUGGGCUUUGCCAAUGACAAGAGCAAUGUUCAACCAGGUUUUGAAAAAAACCUUUUUUUCUGACAAAAAAAUUAUAUUAAGCUCAACGAAGAGCCAAUAUCAACGGCUUGGCCGCCCAUUUAUCCUCGAUUUUCAAGCACCGAUUUCGUUUCGGCUCCAAACAUCCGUAUCAUCACAAGUACGUGAGAUGAAACUUGAGGAAGAUGGACGCAUUUGGAAUGGCUAGGAGCGCUCCCAACCAAAAGCGGAUUGCGCAAAAAAUAUAAAAUUUCAACUUGUUCGAAAUCGAAAAAAAAAAUCAAGCCGCAGCGCGACCGCGACGCUUUAGAAAGCCAUUACAAGUGCAACUAAGAUUCAUUGUUUUCUAUUCAGUCGCAUUGGGAAUGGCUAAAAGUUUUCCGACCAGAAACGGCUUGUGUGGGAUGGCUUUCAAGGUCUGCUUCAAACUUUUAAAGUUUCAACUUUUUUGAAACCUGAAAUAUCAAGCAGUAGCGCGACCGCGACGCGUUAAGAAAGCCAUACUGAAUUCAGCUAAGGUUUAGUGUUAUCUAUUUAGCCGCGUUGGGAAUGACUCAGGGCGUAACGGUUGCUCGCUUGCGCCCGACUUGAUUUGACCCGUGAUCGGAGAUAUAAAUAGUGGGUAAAUUCCAACUGCCCCGCUUCAAGAGAUUUGGAGUGCUGCUAUUUUUUAUAUGUCUUCAAGUUCAUUUUUCAAUUUCAGAAUAUUCAAAUUCCUGAACCUUCGUUUCUACGAAGCCUACCUCACAUUCCUCUACCUCGGCAUCAAAUUCUUGUUCCUGAUCAAUGUCUUAUUACAGGUUUCCGUUUGAGGAAAAUCUUCGCAUACUGAAAAAUAUAUUUAGAUGUUUUUACUGAGCCGAUUUUUAGAGAUGAACUCGAGGGGGUUUUAUGGCUAUGGCCUAUUUUUCGAUUUGGUCACCGGGAAAGGUUAUUUUUUCUUCAUUUUUCAAAUAACAAUUUCAAAAAGGACAAUUUCGAAAGACUAGUCUGACUUCAGAAAGAUUUUUCAAUUGGGGAAGUAGAUAUCGGCGGAAUAGUGUGUAAAAAGAAGAUAUUCAGACAUCUUCAGCAAGUCAAAACAUUUCUUUAUUAUCUUUAUGAGAUAUAUUGGAGUUUGAUUUUUUUAAGAAUGUUCAAAUUUUGAGAUUCUCUCGCAAGCCAUUUUUCGUUCGAAUUAGUAGAAGUUCAAAAAUAAUGGGGUAGGAAGCUUGAAAUACCGUUUUCUUCAACCUUGGCUUGCAAACACGAAAUACCUCAAGUGAGCACCUGUUAAAUUAAUUGUUAAACAGGCUGUUAAUUUUCUGAUCUCUUUUUUCUCUAUCUAAUCAGCAGUUUUGCUUCACUUUUCUAUCUUGAAUAAUUGAAAAACCUUUUGAAGCGGCUGAAAAAUCUAAGUACUCUGUAGGAAUCUAUUAAAAUGUAUGCCUUAAUUGAGAUUUCUCUUUUUUUCGCGCUAUCGACUUUUUUGAAUUAACAGAAAUUUUUUUGUGUUAAUAUCAAUUAUAACCUUUCCAAAUAGAUUUCCUUAAAUUUCUUGAUACUGCAAAUUUCAGGCUGGAAAGAAUCGCCGAACUUCCCGGUUGUCACUUAUUGCGAUAUGCAAAUUCGGAUAUUGGGACAGGUUCAAAGGCAUACGGUUCAAUGUGUCCUCGUCAUUAAUAUAUUCACUGAGAAGGUGAGAAACAAAAUGAGCGAAAGGGAAAAAACAGCCGUGGAAAUGUGGGGCUUGUGCGCUCUGGCUAAUUCUUUCUACUUGUCGGUUAGAUGAAGUUAGAAAUUCACCAUAGCUUAGUAUAGGGGGCGCAAAGCCCCGCCCCUUCACGCCACCAAAAUGACGAUUUUUUUGUUGCAAAAACGGUUUUGAGGCGUUUAUACUAGCUAAAGUCCCUCUUUAAAAAAAUGAACUGUUUCUGUUAACCUAUGUAAUCGACAACGCUCUACAAGACUCAAUAUUUUUUUAAAAACUAUGUAUUUUUUUCAAAAAUUAAGCGAAAAAAAGUAAGAUUUAACACGAAAAAAACUGACAAGUUUCACAAAAAUCGUCGCGUUUCAGAAAACCAAGUGAGGAACGCUUCUGAAUUUUGAGUAUGUUAUACAUUAACACUUUCUUUAUUUUUUUGAGUGAAAAUGAAAAAAAUCUACCGACGCGAAAAAAAUAUUAAAAGCUUGUAAAGUGACAGCAAACUUUGAAGCUGAAAUGCGAAAAAAAUUUUUCAGCGACAUGGUAUACUUUUUAUUUGAUUUAAAAACUAACAAAGUGUCCAAAAAAAUAAAAAAAUUCAAAAAUGAAAAAUAAUUAUUGGGACAGCGAAUCAAAUUAUAUUUGAAUUUUACCAAAACCUCCUUUUUUCGCCUGCCUCGUUGACGCAUGAGAGAAUAGGAUCGCGUUUAUACUUUUGAUCAGGUUAUUAAGCGUUCAAAAACUCUAUCAAUGAAAAAAAUUAUGAAAAAAAUCAAACGACGCGAAAAAAAUAACGGCUCUAAAAAACCUCGAAAAAAAUGUCAAUUUUUUUGAAAUUUUGGAAGAAUUCGUGCAAGCGUCCGUAGCAGUGUUUGCGUCCAACACACCGAUGCGCCCUUUUAAAUGUCGCAGGAGCCGUUUUUUUCGGAGUCAAAUUGCACAUUUUCCUGUUUUAUUUCGAAAUAACAUUAUUUUUUUCAUUUUUUUCUUUUUUUAAAAACCAAAUGAUAAUAAUUUUUUUCUCAUUAGAAAAAAAGAAAAAAAUAAGCUAAAAAAAUUCCUUCUGACCUUUUUUUCUAAGUAGUUUUUUUGAUAUUUUAUCAAAAAAAUUCUUAUGAGGAUUGUACAAAAGAUUCAUACCAAAACAUGAAGCUCAGUCCGGACAACCUCUCAGAACAGAAAACCGAUUUGAAAACGGUUCAGAAAUGCGCAAAAACAUUUAAAAAGAAAGCGUGCGGCAGCGGGUAAACCGUGAGAUUUUGCCUCCAGUUGAACGCCGAGCGCGCUCGUUUUUUGGCCAUAACUUUUUUCUUAGUGGAGCUUUUUUCAAAAACUAAACGGAUUAUGAAAAUGGACAGUCUCCUCUAUCGAACAAUGUGAAAAACAUAUUUUUUGAAUCGUUCUGAAGAAACGGCUUGCGGUCCCUAGCUUAGUAGUCAUUCGCUAUCAAAAGCUUUGAAAGUUAACAAGAAGUUCGUCAUGAACAACUUCUGAUUGGAUGGCCACGCCCCUUUUUUUAUACAAAUUUUUUCGUGGCUCGAAAGUCGUCAUCCUUUAACUUUGAGCGUUUACAUCAUUUUUUUAAAAUCAAAUUUCAACUUUUUUUUUUCCUCUAGAUUUUCUUCAUGUUAUGGCUGUGGUACUCGCUGCUGGCGGUGGUCUCCUUCUGCUCGAUAAUUUCUUGGAUUUUCUCCUCGCUUCCUUUCGAACAACGCAAGAAAUUCGUGGCUCGACGGCUGGAACUGGCCGAUGUCUCUUUCAAGAAGGGAAACUUUGUCAAUGAACUGGAGGAGGUUGGGAAAUGCUCUUAUUUUGAGUGAAAGCGGCUCGGAAAAUGACUGAGAGGUCAAACCCUAAAGUGUCCGCUAAAAGUUUUCCCUUUCCGAGACCAUUCAAAAAUUAAAAAAAAACGACCUGGCUGCUUGGAGUUGUGAUUAGGUCUAAAAAUAUUUUGUUGAACUGUUUUCAAAACAUUUAAGUCUCUACAAGGUCUUGAGACAGAAAAAAACCCUCUUUUCCUUGGAAAAACUUUAGUGGCCACCACUUAAGAGGCCUCUCAGGACCACCUUUAGUGGACACUAAACUGGUCACUUUAACUACCUCUAUAAAAGCCACUACUUUUCGUCUUAGUGUCGACUAUAGUCUCUAGUACCACUUAAACUUCUAAAGUGACCACUUAUUCUUAGCAAAUAAAGAGGCCAUUAUUUCGACUACUAGAGAGACUACUGAACGUCAAAACGCUAAAAUGGCCACUAAACAUUUUCCCAGUUUCAAAUUACAACUGCUCAUGGGACUUUGCUGUUUCGCUCUUUAAAUGUGUAAGCCGCCACGAAUUGGUAUUUUUCCUCUCAGAGAUUUUUGUGUGGAGACCCAAUAUUCUUUAUUAGUUUUUCAAUAUUUUUUGCCCAAGUUUUGAAUUUUUUCCAGUUUGUCCGAGACUACGUGAAGAUGGACGGAGUUUUCGUCCUGAAAAUGAUAACGAUCCAUUCCGGAGUUUUAAUUUGCACUGAAGUUGUCGACACCAUGUGGGACCAGUUCCUCGCCGAGCAAGGUCAGUUUUUCCUUUUCCUCAACAUUUUUGAUUUCUUCUGUUUUUUUGUCCGCUUUUGUUAUGUUAUGAAAACUUUUGAUGGAUUUCCCGAGUAAAAUAAGGCGAUUUUCCGUUUCAGUUCUAGUUCAAAAUGGUGUGGCCUUCCUAUUUCAUAUUACAAUUUUGUUACAAAUUUUCAUGGGAUUUUAAAGCUUUUUUUUUGAGUUUUAAGAUUUCUUCAGAAGUUCUAUAAAUACAGGCUUCUUGACAGUUCAAUAAUCGAUAAAGUUUUUUUUUUUGCAAACUUUCGAGCAAUUGAGCCUAAAAAUGUGUGAUCUGCCAAAAAUAAUCAGACACGCGACGCGGUCGCGUCGCGGCCUAAAAUCAGCCGAGUCUUCAGGUCACGAGGUGAUUACGCAGUUGCUCGACGAGGGCAAGGAGGGCGAUGAGAGGGCACCUUCGGGACUCUCCAUCGACAACUACAAGCGGAAGACGUCCGUCCUGGUCCCGCUCGUCAGUCGCGAAGACCUCAGUCAGCCUCCCGUCGAUCAAUAUCUGAGGCCUCCCAGUAGUCGGCUACAGUAA
Caenorhabditis auriculariae is the source of this 6381-nucleotide messenger RNA. The record is from the annotation of a GenBank genome assembly. NCBI's taxonomy places the organism in Eukaryota, Metazoa, Nematoda, Chromadorea, Rhabditida, Rhabditidae.